Hepatospora eriocheir is the source of this 1449-nucleotide messenger RNA. The record is from the annotation of a GenBank genome assembly. NCBI's taxonomy places the organism in Eukaryota, Fungi, Microsporidia, Hepatosporidae.
AUGAAAGAAGAGUUGAGCAAAGAUAAAUUAAUUUUUAUAUCAAGAAAUCAAUUUGAGUAUGAAAUGAUCAAAGAAAAACUAGAAAAUUACACUUAUGAAGAAGAUGAAGGUGUAUUUGUGACAGAAUAUAAGGCAGGAAAAAUAGAUGGUGUAUUAAGCUUUACUCCUAAAGAAUUUCAUUCACUACUUAAUAAAUCAAUAGAAUUUGAGAAAAUUGAACCAAUCAAUUAUGAUUUUGAUUGGGUUAAAGAAGAGAAUUUUAGUAUUUGUUACUCAAAUAAUGUAUUUGCAACAUAUACAGUUGAUAACAAGAGUAUAGUAGAAAAAUACGAAGUCAAUAAUAUUUCAAAAGCAUUUUAUUCACCAGAUGGAACUAUACUAGCCUUUGUAAAUAAUCAAACAUGUAAAUUUAUUGCUAACGAUGCAAAUAACUUAGUACUUGAAAUUGAACUUGAGAGUAGUAUAAAUAAGGUAGUUUUUAGUAAUAAUAUAAACCAAACAUAUGCUAUUUUAGAAACAGAUAAAAAUUAUUAUGUGUUAGAUGUUAAUAAGAACAGUGAAUUACUUAAGUUUUCAUCACAGUCGUAUGAAAUUACAUACAGUGGUGUUUAUUUAAAAGAUGACAACAUGUUUAUGAGAUUUGAUGAUGAAAUAGUUUCUGAAGUAAAAUGUGAUAAAAUAUUUUUUAGUGAAACAGAUGAUAGAAUAGUAGAAUUCUAUAAAAAUGGUUCACAAAAGAUUGUUAUAAAGAAAGAUAAUCAAAUAAUUAAAACCAAAACAUUUAGUAGUAUCAUUGAUAUUCACGUAGCUUUUAAUACAAAUCAAUGUAUCUGUGUUUUUAAAAACAAGAAUUCUUCUACUUUUAUAAGCAUAUUUGAAGGUGAUUUAAUCACUAAUAAGCUUAUUGAUAUUAAUGUGAAUGAAGUAUAUGCAACUGAUAAUAGACUUGUAAUUGUUGAUAGUUUAUUUAAAUUACAUGUUUUUGUAAUAAAAACUAAUUCAAUUGAUUUUAAAGAAAUUAUAAAUAAAAACAAUGAAGUCAAACUGUCAUUAAAUAGAGAUGUAAUUGUAUUAUUUGAUUAUAUGGAAUCAAAUAUAGAAUUUUAUGAUAAUGAAGUUUGUAGAACUAAAUUUACGUUUAAAAAUUGUUCUGAUAUGAAAUGGAGUUGUAAUAAGCUUUACUUGGCUGUUUAUUCAUAUGAGACUGCUGGUAAUAAUUUACAAAUUUUUAACUUAAAUGGAAAGUUAAUUUUUAAAAAGAAUUUUGACAAUUUAAGAUCAUUUGAAUGGAGAAAUUAUAAAGUGAUUGAUUCAGUUACAAGAGAUUUAAUAAUUAAAAAUAACUCUGAAAGCAUAUCAAAGUUAAUAGAAGAUGAUAAAGAAAUUUUAGUUGAUAAAUCUGAAUUGAUUAAACAGUGGAGAGAUUAUCUUUUAACAAUUAAACAAUAA